GCAGCCCGCAGGUCUGUCAGGCAGCGGUGGUCAGUGCCCAGGCAGGAUGGGCUUUGUCUGGGGCCUAGCUGUGCAUCUCCUUUUCUUCUGCUGGAAGGCUAGAGUCACUGUGGGCUCUCCAGGCCUCACCAUCAGCACAUCAGUUCCUCUGGUGACAACAAACAACAUGGAUGUGCUUGCCUCUACUCCAAGGGACAGGCCCAGCUCAGAGGGAGCUUCCCAGACCACUGAACCCACACGGCAUCUUCUAGACACUGAAUCCCUGAGCAUUGAAGCUGCUUCUAACACCUUCAUUGAGCCCAGUGCCAGUUCAGAAGUCAGUAUCAAGGACACACAGACCACCUUCCCUACAGCAUCCUCCAUGGACACCCAGACCACCUCCCCUGCAGCAUCCUCCAUGAACACCCAGACCACCUCCCCUGCAGCAUCCUCCAUGGACACUCAGACCACCUCCCCUACAGCAUCCUCCCUGGAUACCAAGACCACCUCCCCUACAGCAUCCUCCAUAGACACCCAGACCACCUCCCCUGCAGCAUCCUCCAUGGACACCCAGACCACCUCCCCUACAGCAUCCUCCAUGGACACCCAGACCACCUCCCCUACAGCAUCCUCCAUGGACACCCAGACCACCUCCCCUACAGCAUCCUCCAUGGACACCCAGACCACCUCCCCUACAGCAUCCUCCAUGGGCACCCAGACCACCUCCCCUACAGCAUCCUCCAUGGGCACCCAGACCACCUCCCCUGCAGCAUCCUCCAUGGACACCCAGACCACCUCCCCUAUUGAAUUGACCCUAAAGCUCCAGACCAUUUCCUCUGUAACAGAGACCAGAACUCUUGCAGUAAGAAUACCUUCCAACUUCAUGGCUGUGCACACCAUCCCUACAGAGACUUCGGCAAGGAGUGACAGCCCCACAAUUGGCAUGAGCACAGCCAAGACUGGCACAGUGAGUGGUCCUGUAGAAGCCAUCUUUGAUACCCUCUGUACUGAUGACAGCUCUGAAGAGGCAAGUAAGAUCACAGCUGACCUCCUGGCUUUGGCACACUCCUCCACAGAAGCUGAGCACCUGUCUUCAGAGAGCAGUUCCUCCUCUGACAGCUCAGGUGGGGUCCUUGGCAGUUCAUGGGUCCUGGAACCCAACACUGCAACUGCAGCCAAGGACUUGGUUGCCUUCAGCAUCACCCAUACCAAGCUAACCACCUGCGUCACAGAAAUAGAAACAUCUGUCAUCGUGCCUGGGACCCCAGACACAAACUACAACCCUACAGAAGUGACGACAGCCUUGUCCACUUCUGAGAUGUUAAAUUUGCCUCAAUCUACUGAGGCCACACCACUUAUCUCUGAGACUGCAAGCUCAUCUGGGAUCCUGUCAAUAGCCAGCACCCCAGCCUUUGUUACUGCCCUUGGGGGCACACUCUCCACUAGCGGGACCACAGAAAGAGAAACAGCAGUGGCCCAGAUGCCUACCUCUGGUGGAACGUUGGUGCCCGUUAGUAGAAACCCACUAGAAGACUUAGCACCCUCGACUGAGACACAAAGCCACACUGAGCUCUUGGGAACAAUUACAGUCCCCAGAGUUGCUGGGUCAACAGUGGGAGAAGCAACCACCUUUGCUAGCUCCUCAGCACCACAUAACAGUCUCUCAGCCGUGGCUACCACCAAGAGCUCUACUCCCUCAGAUACUGUAACCACAGACAAUACAACCAACCCCUCCUUCCUCACAGGUAGCCGCCCUCUUCCUUUUGUCUAUGUGACUACAGUAAGGACCAGCAAGAAACCAAAUGUCACCUUAGCCAAGCCCACAGCUUCACCUAAGACCCCGACACAGCCCCCAAGAUCUACAGCCACUACUGCUUCGACAAGGAAAACCACAAAGCGUGAUCUGGGUGAAGGUGGAGGCCUCCUCCUUGUACGGCUGAGCGUGGCCUCCCGUAAGGACCUCACUGAGCCCAAAGCCGCAAAGAAGCUGAUGGACCAGCUCCUCAAUGAACUGCGUGCCCGUAUGCCACUUGUGCAAGUGACCUUACUGAGCGUCAGGAGGGCCUGAAGAGUGUUAGCUGCAGCCAAGCAUGUCCUCUGUGCCAGAAGAAGAGCAAUGGUGCCUGUGGCCCGGACCCCACCAACAGACCAAAGCCAUGGUACUGUGCUAUGGACCCGGAAGGCUCCCAUGAUGGUCAGCUGGCUCAAGAGCCCCACCCAGUACCUGCCCACAAGAACUGGGUCCACUUAUGCCUGAGUGUACGAGAAAGGGGAGAGGGCUGGUCUGUUUCCUGUGACAUCCGCCACCUCCUCUGACUGGUUAUUAUGUUUCAGUAAAGAGAGA
Acomys russatus (golden spiny mouse) is the source of this 2323-nucleotide messenger RNA. RefSeq names its product mucin 20, cell surface associated (gene Muc20). The transcript is spliced from 5 exons. Gene Ontology annotation, biological process: hepatocyte growth factor receptor signaling pathway. The record is from RefSeq and is a predicted model, not a curated record. Lineage: Eukaryota; Metazoa; Chordata; Mammalia; Rodentia; Muridae. Bases 47 to 2047 code for a protein of 666 amino acids.